Molecule: messenger RNA, 1083 nt
Organism: Acanthosepion pharaonis
Lineage: Eukaryota; Metazoa; Mollusca; Cephalopoda; Sepiida; Sepiidae
Source: the annotation of a GenBank genome assembly
AUGUUAAUUUCUGUUUCGAAAAUUCGUUGUUUUUCCAGCAAGAUCGGGGUUUCAAUCCCUGGUGUAUGCACUGCUCCGAGUAGAGUAAUACCUUUUUCUUAUUCUUUACACCUUUUUCUGUAUACUUUUUGCGACUUCCUUACAUUGUUUUCUUCUACUUUACACGUUAUUCUUUUUUUAUUUUAUUUUAUUAUUCUUUUAUUAUCUUUAUUUCUUAUUCCUUACACUGUUUUUUCUACUUUACGCACGUCUUAUUUGCGUUUCUUCUUCUUCUUCUUCUUCUUUACACCUUUUGUCUUCAACUGUGUACUGUUUUCUUCUUUACACUUUUCUUUUUCUGUUUUGUAUCUUUUUUCUUCUUCACUUUUUUUUCUUCUUCACACCUUUUUUCUUCUUUACAUCUUUUUUCUUUGCACGUUUUAUUUUAUUAUUUACAGCUUUUUUACUUCUUUGUGCUUCUUCUUCUUCUUUUUCAUAUUUACACCUUUUUUUUUCUUCCACUUUUUCUUUUUCUUCUCUACACCUCUUUUCUUUUUCACACCUUUUUUUUCUUCGCUCUUUUUCUUCUUCUUUACACUUGUUCUUCUGUUUAUACCUUUUUCUCCUUUACACCGUCAUCUUUACACCGGUUUCUUUAUUUCACUGUUUUCUUCUUCAUAUUUUUUCUUCUUCGCUACACAUUUCUCUAUUCUUUGCACUGUUUUCUUCUUUUUAAUCUUUUUUACUCUUUAUACGAUUUUCUUCUUCUUUUCACCCUUUUUUCUUUUUCUUUUCACUUUUUCUUCUUUUUAUACCUCUUCUCUUUAUUCUUUACAUCUUAUUCUUUACACUUUUUCUUUCUUCACACCAGUUUCUCCUACUUUUCUUUUUCUUUACAUUUUCCCUUCUUUACACUAUUUUCUUAUUCUUCUUCUGACUUCCUUUUUGUUCUUCAUAUUCUUCUUUCCUACGCAUGCUCCAAUUAACAUUACUUCCGGUUUGUUGCUGUUCUUUUCUUAUCCGUCAAUUCGUCGCUUUUCAAUACUCCCUUCGUCCUAUUUUACAUUCGAUUUUCUUGGCUGCACUUACAUUGUUGUAACCUAG